This is a messenger RNA of Aegilops tauschii subsp. strangulata, 2414 nucleotides long. RefSeq names its product sugar transport protein MST8. NCBI's taxonomy places the organism in Eukaryota, Viridiplantae, Streptophyta, Magnoliopsida, Poales, Poaceae. Gene Ontology annotation, cellular component: membrane. Gene Ontology annotation, biological process: monosaccharide transmembrane transport. The record is from RefSeq and is a predicted model, not a curated record. Gene Ontology annotation, molecular function: monosaccharide transmembrane transporter activity.
GUAAACACUUUUCUAGCGCGCCUCUUGAAGCCAAGCCACGAAUUUGGCCGAUGAAUUAACAUGACCAGUGCUGAUUUUUUUUCUUUUUUCUUUUUUGUUUCUGCAGCUGCGAUUCGAUCCAAUUUUGAUUACAUUUGUUGUGUCGGUGUAGAUGUGUGCAAUGUCAUACGCUAUUUUUCUUUCUGGACACCCUCAUACGCCAUUUUUCAGUUUUAUUCGCAAAAGAAAAAAAAAGCCAUUUUCAGUUUGCUAUUCGUUUUCCACCUUAAAAAAAUCUUUGCUAUUCUUUUUUUUGGGGGGGGUUAGUUUUCAGUUUGCUAUACUACAACGUGUGAAGUAUAGCUAGUUUAUUGCACCAUCGGCCGGGGUACGUUUCUCUUUUUCCUUUUUUUGCGGGCGCGUCCGAUCCGAUCGAUGAACCGUGUCUAUCUUUUUCUGGGAAGCCUACGUGUCUAUCUAAUCGAUCCAUCUAGGUUAAUCUUAUCUUUUCUCCUUAUCUGUUUCUUUCAUCACCGGUCUCUCUCUCUCUCUCUACUCUACUCUAUAUAAAUACUUAGUACACGUGAGCCUUGCUAGUAGAUUCAAUCUCCACUUGUUCCAUCAACGGCACCCUCUUCACCUCCUUUGUUCUUAGAACGCAUAGUGUCAUGGCUGGCGGCGGCGGCCUCGCCAAAUCGGAUGGCGACAAGAACUACCCCGGAAACAUGACGGUGUUUGUCUUCCUCGCCUGUCUCGUGGCCUCAUCUGGUGGCCUCAUCUUCGGCUACGACAUCGGCAUCUCCGGUGGAGUCACGUCCAUGGAUCCGUUCUUGAUCCGCUUCUUUCCGUCGGUGCACGCCAAGGAGCAGGAGGUGGUGGACACGAACCAGUACUGCAAGUUCGACAGCGUGCUGCUCACCCUCUUCACCUCGUCGCUCUACCUCGCGGCCCUCGUCGCCUCCCUCUUCGCGUCCGUCAUCACCCGGAAGCUCGGCCGCAGGGCCACCAUGCUCGGCGGCGGCGUCGUCUUUCUCGUCGGCGCCAUCCUCAACGGCUUCGCCAUGAACAUCGCCAUGCUCAUCAUCGGCCGGAUCCUCCUCGGCAUCGGCGUCGGCUUCAGCAACCAGGCUGUCCCACUAUACCUAUCUGAGAUGGCGCCGGCCAAGAUGCGCGGCAUGCUCAACAUCAGCUUCCAGCUCAUGAUCACCGUGGGGAUCCUCGCCGCCAACCUCAUCAACUACUUCACCGCAAAGAUCUCCGGCGGCUGGGGCUGGCGCAUCAGCCUGGGCCUCGCCGCCGUGCCCGCCGUCAUCAUGGCCGGCGGCUCCCUCUUCCUCCCCGACACGCCCAACUCCCUUGUUGCCCGCGGCAAGGAGGAGGAGGCACGCGCCAUGCUCCGACGCAUCCGGGGCACCCACGACAUCGGCCUCGAGUACGACGACCUCGUGGCCGCCAGCGAGGCCUCCAGGGCCAUCGAGAACCCGUGGAAGACUCUCCUCGAGCGCCGGUACCGGCCACAGCUAGCCAUGGCCAUCCUCAUCCCCACGCUGCAGCAGCUCACCGGCAUCAACGUCGUCAUGUUCUACGCCCCAGUGCUGUUCAAGACCAUCGGCUUCGGUGGCACGGCCUCGCUCAUGUCCUCCGUCAUCAGCGGCGGGGUCAACAUGCUCGCCACCUUCGUCUCCAUCGCCACGGUUGACCGGCUUGGCCGCCGCAAGCUCCUCCUCGAAGGCGGCUGCCAGAUGAUCCUUGCCCAGCUUGUCCUUGGGACGCUCAUCUGGAUCAAGUUUGGCACCGACGGCGUGGCCACCAUCUCGCGGUCCUACGCCAUCGGCGUCGUGUUCUGCAUCUGCGUCUUCGUGUCGGCGUUCGCGUGGUCGUGGGGCCCGCUGGGGUGGCUGGUGCCGAGCGAGAUCUUCCCGCUGGAGAUCCGGUCGGCGGCGCAGAGCAUGGUGGUGGUGUGCAACAUGGCCUUCACCUUCAUCAUCGCGCAGAUCUUCCUCAUGAUGCUCUGCCGCCUCAAGUUCGGCCUCUUCUACUUCUUCGGCGCCUGCGAGCUCCUCAUGACCGCCUUCGUCUACUUCUUCCUCCCGGAGACCAAGGGCAUCCCCAUCGAGGAGAUGGACCGGAUCUGGGCCACGCACUGGUACUGGAAGCGCUUCGUCGAGGGCAAUGGCGGACGCCGCAAGGUCCAGUUGACGUCGUCAUCCAACGCUGUAUGACCAUCAUCGAUCGACUGGCUUGAUCCGUCAUAGUUAUGAUUGAUCUCCUUAUUUAGCUAGCUAGAGACUGUUUAUCAUAGAGUUUGUUGAUUAGUUUUGAGAAAACGUGGUUAAUUACAUGGAUUAAUGUUGAUGUGUAGCAGGAAUUAAACGACUCAACAAUGUACUGCUGCUGUGCUGAUCCACGAGUUUCACGUUGAGAUUGAAUAGUAU